Molecule: messenger RNA, 6687 nt
Organism: Lepisosteus oculatus (spotted gar)
Lineage: Eukaryota; Metazoa; Chordata; Actinopteri; Semionotiformes; Lepisosteidae
Source: RefSeq, a predicted model, not a curated record
AUGACACAGGGGCAGCACAGCCAUGCAGAUGAGGCGAUGCCUGCCACACCCAGCUUCUUCACCAAGAUGGUCAACGCCACCGCGGUCCAGGCCUUCUGGGAGCUGCCCAGCAAGCCGGGCAAGGUGGAGGGCUUCAAGCUGUACCACCGCAGGGUGCCGCAGCCCGACUUCCAGGGACCCCACGUCCUGCCCGGCAACACCAACUCCUUCAUCCUCAGCCAGCUGGGUCAGAAUCUGCUCCUCAAUGACGGUGGCGAGACGGCGUGCAACUGCCGGCAGGAGAGCGAGGGCUCCAUGGCGGGCAUCGUGGUGGGCAUCCACAUCGCCAUGGCCUGCAUCAUCUUCUGCGUGCUCUUCCUCAUGUUCGGGUACCGCCGCAGCCUGUUCUGCCGAAAGGGGACCCAGGACAGCUGGUCGGUCCCCCGGGGGGCAGACGGAGAGGGACCCCUGGCCCAGCAGAGCAGCAUGCACAAGGAAGGGGUCACCUGCAACACUGAAGCCAUCGAACUAGUGCCUCAGCAGAACCGGGACUGUUCCCCGCAGGUGCCGGGGGGAGGGCCGUCUCAGUGCCAGGUCCUCAUCGAGCAGCACCAGGCCGGCCAGACUGGCGCCAGCACAGGAGCGGGCACUGGCUAGCACACGGUGCCAGCCUCCAACUCCCCACCCUCCUCUCCCACACAGCCUGCUGCGGUUCCCCCCCUCCCCCAGCCCUGGCCAUGCUGCUGCUGCUGGGGAUCGCCUUACUCUUCCGCCCCCGAUGCAGAGGGGUCACCGAUGCCCCCUGCAGUAGCGCCUGCAUGGGGGAGAAAAAGAACCGAUGUCUUCCUUAUGUCUGAGCCCCACUCCAAAACACAAAGCCUUAUUAUAGACUAGUGGCUAUAUAUUUCUAUACAGAUCCUGAAUGAUCGCCUUAGGACCAGAUUGGCGUCUGUGUAUUUCCCAGGCGCGCACUGCGAAACGCUCGGAGUUCGCCCCAGUCCUUACUGCCAUCUAAGGCGUCAACAGCGCAGGCCAGCGCUUCCUGCGCCACAAGCGGAAGCGCUUUCACAGGAAAAAUGCCGCCUGCAGCCUUAGCCAUUUGUUAUUCGGCCUAGUUUGGGAAAUUCUGUCUCUCGCCACGCUAGCCUUGGGGCAGGUAUUUUGGAGGAACCGCAGGACACGCCUAUACCCCCCCGCCCCCCCACCUCCCCCAAAACAAACUUUUACCUCACCCAAAGAGAGCUACCUCACCUCGACGAGAAUGUCCAAGCCAAAGCAGUUUCAGGGCUCCUUGCGGGCGAUUUCGGGGAACGAAACCCCUGCAGGGAAAACUACCUCAACCACCCAUAGUCCUUUUCCUGAGGCCAUUACCACCCCACCCCCCACCGUGUGCCAACGCCAGUGUCCCGCGCCAGCCUGCCAGCGGCCUCGGAGUCCCGCCCGACUGCAUCGCCCUGGACCAGAGCCCCUCUCUCCUUGCCUUGACCUCCGGAGUGACCAGGGGAACCGCCAGUCCGCUCCGUCCCUUCAGCACCUGGGGCUGAUCAGAACCCGCAUCGGUGCUCAACAGCGGAUUUUCAAGCCCCGCGAUUUCCAUCCUGCUGACGAUGCCCUUUGGCAACGCGAGGAGUGGACUCACUUCCGCUCACGGAUGAGAAGCAGGAGGCAGGGUACUUGAGCCCCCAAACUGAAAAGGGUGCCCCAUGAAUUCAGAUUGAUUUCUCUGCUGCUAGAUAUGUUGCCCCCCCCCGUCACUGUCAUUUAUUAUUCCAUGUGGUCAGUGACAGAGCUCAGUUUAGGCUAAAAACCCCAGGGAUGGCUUUCCUGCCAGAGUCUUUCCCCUGCUGCCGUGACACCCUUACCCACCAUCAUCGCAGACACGGCGCCCCCCUUCUGACCAGAGAGAGGGAGAGAGAAAACGGAUGCAGACGAAGCUAUAUAUAGACAUACACCUGUGCUCAUCAAGAGCUGCAUCCUGCGUCACCCGCAGUGUGUCCUUUUGUGAGCCGGCUUCGUGCGGGCCAGCCCACCCAGCCUGAGCCAGCUCAAACCUGCCGAUUCGUCACGAAGGCUCGUUUUGAAAUGUUGGACCUGAGGAAAUUUAAGCUUUAAUGUGUUCGGGCCCUUUCAGAACGGUCUUUACGCACCCCCCUCCCCCCGACAGGAAAAAAAAAAAAGGAGAGGAUGAAAAUGUGAAAAUGGGAGAACGAUGACGUUCUUCCACCGUGAAGAAGGUUUGAUUUUCCUCACCUUGGACGAUGGAGUCGCGGGGCUUUUAUACGAAAAGGGAAGGAGGCUCCGCCCCCGCCAUGACCCCAAGCCGAGCCGAUUGGUGGGCGCCUCCCCGUCGCCGUGGGAACCCCUUGUUGCCGUGAGUACGCGGCAAUGGCGGGUGGCUGCGUCACUGCUCCCGUGGAAGGAUCCCAGUCUGUGACCCUACCCAAAUAUUUUGUAUGGAAACCAAGCUGAAUUAUAUCCAAAGAUGUAGAAUUUAAAUGGCUUUCCUUUUUCAACUAUUUCUGCCAUAUUUUAAAAGAUAUUUUUUUCCUUUUUCUAGAAAUCCAUAUUCCACUUCCUGUCUUGAAAGGUUGCCGUUAUUACACAGCCGAAUAAAAAGCACGGGGAUAUGUAACGUGCUGUUUAUGUGCCAAAGCCAAUAUAUAUAAAAAUAUAUUUUCCUGUCAAAAGUUAUGAAAGAAAAUUAAGAGUGAUAAUAACAUAUUUCCGACGGCAUUUUGUUCACAUUCUCGCUUUUAAGACAUGGAAUGACGGAGCGUUUUCUUUCUUAAACUACGUUUAACUUUUAAGAGAAGAGUAGAAUUUGAAAAUGGGAUAUAUUUUCAAGGAGAUUUUCUAUGACGUUACAAAGUGUUCUUCUAUGGAUUACUUUCUCUUUCUAAAGGUAGAGCUGAAAUUUGCCAAAAAAAAAAAGCUGCCAGAAAAUGACCAAAUACUUCUCGCAUAUUUUAACAUUCAUAGUCUUUACUUUUCCUCGACACUUACUCAUGACCAAAGCACAGCAAUGCGUGUGUGCGUUGAGAGAGAGCACACACUGUAUGAGUGUGUGUUCUGUGGUUGCUGACAGCUGUUUAAACCUUGAACACAGCAGGGAAAUCGCAGCCACAAAAACACCGCCACAGACAGAUUCAUAAUUCUCCGUGGCAGUUUAAACUUCCCUCUUCCAAAACAUCUGCAUCUGCUUUCAGGAAAUGGAUAUGUCAGAAUGCAAAAGUAGCUAUAGGUUAAACCAUGCAAAAUUCAGAUUAAUUUACUAAAACAAUGAAUACCUUGGGGCCUGUGGAGAGUGCAGAAUGGUUUUAGCAGAGCUCCGGGCUAUUGUGAUUGAUCUUAAAUUAGAUUAGCUAAACAUCGUCAACCCAUUGAGCUUAUAGGAGUACAGAUGGGAUUCAGAGAGAACACAGACUGGACAGUCCUGCCUCACUCUGACUGAAUUUUGAAAAUAACCAAAAUAGGGAAGAUGAAAAAUUGGGAAGCUGCCUAAAAGAGGAAAGAAAAUAAAAUCCAAUUUGUCUCCAGAGGAUUCCUGUCCCUGCUGUCUUCAGAGUUGAAUUAAACCCUAAUGAGUGUUAAAGGUUAACCCAGCACACUACAGCCUGACAUUUACAGAACUCCUGUGGCUCUUUUACCGAAGUGAAGCGAAAUGAAACCAAAAGAAAGAGUUGUGUUGUGUUUUUGUGACGGGAGAAGUACUUUAGCUGAAACUUAGCGGCUAAACGGAGUACCCUUGUGUACUUUUGUUUCACUGUUCUUUUUUUCUAGAACUCCUUUUUUCCCCACCAUUUGUUCUUCCCGUUGCAGGAUGGGAAACGUUGCCAAAACUGAGAUGUUCAUUUUUUUGUUAAAUGUUGUAAUAAUUAUUAUUAUUGUUGUUAUUCGUAUUGCUUUUGAAUUUCUCUUGAUUUUUUUUUUACCUCUAUAAGGAAUAGAGACUUUUUGUUUUGUAGCAGCUACAGAAUAAUGUGAAGAUGUUGAUUAGGGGUUUACAAAAUGAACAGUGGGUUUUUUUGGUAAAAAAAAAAUUAGGGGAGGGGUGAAUUACUUCAAUAUAUUGGAGCUGGAAACAAGACCAAAAACUUAUACUCACUCAGUUGUGUGGCUGACACCUUUACAAUGCUGUUGUUUUCAAUGAAUUCCAUGUAUAUAGCGCCUUUCAUCCCAAAGGAUCUUUAAAGUGCUUUGCGUGUAGGAGGGGACCCACUUCAACCCCCCACUCCAGUGGAGCCCCACCUGGGUGACACCGGGCAGCUGUUCUGCACCGGGAACCUCACUGCUCAGCAGAUCAGGGGCAGUUCGAAACUGUUGCCCCAGCCUAGUCUUGCCAAGAAACUUUGAGAGCCCAUGAGAUCGGUCUGGGCAAGAUCAUCCCCUCAUCCUUUAUUGUGCCACACGUUUCCAGAGGCCUUUGUCAAAGAAAGCCUUCUGGCCAAACUAUUGCCACUUUGCUUAGUCCGCCCAAUCCAAAGAGAUGCACUGAACUUGAAGCCAUAAGACUAUAAGCCAUAAUUUCAGCCUGUAUGUCAGAUACCUCAACACUAAAGUCUCCUCCGCCUCUCUGACAGGAAGAUCUUCUCAGGUUUCUCCCCCCCAGUGCGAGUGACACUUUCUGGCGCGUGUCUGUUGGAAACGACCCCGGUGCUGUAUCUCCUCCCAGAGCCCUGCAAGGCCUGUGCGCUACCACAGCCUGCAGAGCCACUGAGAAAGGCCCUGCCGUUAAAGACAGCAAGCCAAGACAACACUUCUCCUCGCCCCACGCGCGAGAUCUUGAAACAGUGAACCCACAGCCGCCAAACAAAAUACACAGAGGGAAGGGAAACCAGCCGGAUGAGUUUGACAGGCGGGGUCAGUGCUUUUCUGGAUCCGAGCAUGUGCAGUGCAAGCUCUGGAAGAAGACGGGUUAAAAUAAUAAGGAAAAUCAUUUGUUUCCCAUUCCUUGGUUGAUUAAUUCUGAAAAGCAUUCUGAUGUCCUUAUGUUAGUCAGCGGGACAAAGCAGAUGACUGAUGUAUUUGGCUGGCUUUUCCUCAAAGCCUCUUACAGAGGUUAUUUUCUUUUUAUGGUGUAACCUUUUGGUAGCGGUUGGAUGCAGGCUGGAGCACACAGAGUGAGGCACCGUGCUCAGUGAUACAGCACCAGUGUCUCUCCAGCUGGGAUAUGAGCCUGCAAUCCUUUGGGUCAAAGCCCAGAAUCCUAUCCGCUUCUCCACACAGAAAGCGGACAGGAACGAUCUCAUUUAUAGGCAAGGGAAAUAAAGAAAGGCGUCUAUAGACACAUUUUCUGUUCAAAUACUACGGCACAGUUGUGCUUGGUUUUUUCAUCCCCUCCGUUUGCCAAUCAAACCCACUGGUUAGAAAAAAAGAAAAAUGUAAGAUGUAGUGAACUAGAGACUGAACGCUAGUACCAAUGAGACAUGAAAAUGCUUUAACACAUUUGUUUUUCCUUUUCCAAACCAUCCAUAUUUUUUUUUGUCUGUGACACCAACUAAACGAAAGCUUUAAUGUGUUCUUGAAACUGGCAGUGUGUCUCCCGGUGAGGAAGAGGGCUAACAGGCAGUGUCUGAUGGAAUAAGGCCGCAAUCAUAGGCAGAAACCUACAUACGGGUGGUAGAGUAUGGGAUGUUGGUGUCAGAAGUGGGAUCUUCCACUGUCGGUGCUCGGUCUUGCCAUUAGACAAGCAAUAGAGAACAGAAAACCAGAACAAAAAGAAACUGCAUGCAUUUUUCUUUUCCUAAAAAGAGCACAUAUUCUUUUUAGGAAAGUACUUCUGUAUCUCUUUUAACAAUGAGUACACCUCAGGGGGCAAUUUGGUCAUAGAUGAGUCACGACUGAUGAUGAUAUACUGUAGCUACUCAGUAGGCUAAAUCAAAUUUCCAGGAUCUGAUACUUUUUCAAAGCAUGGGGCAAAGGGGGAAGAUUCACUCAUUAUUAUACAGCUUUUGUUUGGCAGUUGUCUGCUUCAUGAUCAUUCAUCACAGUUAAUUCGUUUUCAAUUCCCGUUCCAGCAACUCAUUAUGUAUUGAGCUCAUGUAGGCCUGAUCCUUCUCGUAUACUUCUUGGUUACUUUCAGAAAAGCAUAUCCCAGAGCUCUCUUCAAUAGGAAAGGGAUCACUUCAAAGAAUUACAAGAAACACAAAAUAUGCUUUUUUGUGAAGCCAUGCUCUUCAUAAAAGAGUUAAUUGAAAAAGCAACCUAUAGAGUGCUCCUCUAAAAAGUCCACAAAGCUGAUUCAUUUCCUCUUUUAAAAUAUAACAGGCAGUAAGAGAAUACUUUCAACUCUUUAUACCCCUGAACGAGUUGCAUUAUAUAGUGAAGGUGAUUGCAGAAUAGCAGUGUAAUGUUACAGUAGAGACAGUUGCAUCGGUCAGUAUCACAAACACAAAGGAAAAUCGAUUGCACUUCAUGAACAGUGUCACACUGAGACGAGAACAGGCAAUUGGCCUUCCUCUCUGCUUUCAGCUCGUCAGGAGUGUCGGCUCCCACAAGCUCUGUGCAACCAAGGCCCCGUUACAGUUUCAAAACAGAGAACAGCUCGUAUUAACCGGACGGCACCUUCCUGCUGCCAUGACCAAAAUUCCUAAAAAAAGAAAUGUCUCUGUUCUUAUCCUCUUGUGUUCAGGGUCUGUCUGAUAUAAUAUCAGACUGGAAAAACUGCCGCCUCAUCCCACUCCAUACUCCAGACGUUUCUGUUUGGGA